CGUUAGUCAUGAGCUCUUAAAAAUUAAGCGGCAGCAAGAUCAUGCAGCAAGUAAGCGCUGCGGUCAUGCAAAGCUCCCCCCGCACCAGAAUUGGCUUCCCAUCUAAUCACGCAAGCAUGCCUUCCCGCCAAUCUCCUGCUCGGCUCUUAGAAACCCAAAGCCCUAACAAAGUAGCACAUUAUAAAUUUAGGGUUGCUCCCUCUUACCAAGCUCAGAUUUCUGGACCGCCUAUAUAUAUAUAUAUAUAUAAAGCACAUAUGUAGAGCUUGCAUUUUCGGUUAAAGGUCUCUCGGCUAUCAAGAUCCUUCACAAUCAGAAGAAAGGAAGGCUAAAGACAUUACAGAUCAUUUAGUGGUGACGGGAGAAGUCAUGGGAAGGAGGGAGGUUUCAUGGAGUCUCAUUUUCUUGGCGAUGGGGCUGGUUAGUUUUGUAUCUGUUGAAGCCACGGGGAGGUCUCUGAGAGAUAAGGGGAAUGACUUGAACAAGGGGCUCCAGAAUUGGCACGGUAAAGAGACUACAUAUGGAGAAAUGACAGCUGGUGGUUUCGGGGGAGGGUCUUAUAAUAGAGAUGAACUGGACAAGGGGCUCCAGAGUUGGCGCGGUAAAGAGACUACCUACGAAGAACUGACAGCUGGUGGUUAUGGGGGCGGGUCUGGUUUCGGCUCUGGUGGUAGUGGGGGUUUUGGCAGUGGGGGUGGUAUAGGAAAUGGUGGUGAUGGUGGCAGUGGCUUUGGAGGCGGUGCUGGUUAUGGGGGUGGGUCUGGUAAUGGUGGUGGAUUGGGUGGUGGUUAUGGUAAUGGUGGCGGAUUUGGCAAUGGCGGAGGGGGUGGUGGAUUCGGUAAUGGUGGCGGCUUUGGCAGUGGAGGUGGUGGCUUUGGCAAUGGUAGUGGAGGAAGCGGACAAGGGGGGGGCUCGGACGUGGGGUCAGGUCCAGGGUAUGGUGGUGGUGGUGGUGGUGGAGGUGGAGGAUAUGAUCAUGAUGGGAGGAAGAACUAGGUCCUGGAAGAUCUUCACUAGAAUAAGAUGACUUUUCCAGUUUAUCAUGUCAAUAAAAUGAAUUAAUUCAUGUUCUGUAAUGGUGCAAUUGUUCUGUUAAUCUACAUAUAAAACAAAAAUUAAACGAUUUCACUCAUAUGCAUUGACAAGUACCAAAGCCUGCUUAGUGAGUUCAUACUUUAGCCAUGAACACGUAAUC
Messenger RNA from Rosa rugosa (rugosa rose), 1195 nucleotides. RefSeq names its product glycine-rich protein 5-like. NCBI's taxonomy places the organism in Eukaryota, Viridiplantae, Streptophyta, Magnoliopsida, Rosales, Rosaceae. The transcript has 2 exons. The coding region runs from base 370 to 996 and encodes 208 amino acids. The record is from RefSeq and is a predicted model, not a curated record.